Fusarium coffeatum is the source of this 4638-nucleotide messenger RNA. RefSeq lists its product as uncharacterized. Gene Ontology annotation, molecular function: DNA binding. Bases 1 to 4638 code for a protein of 1545 amino acids. The transcript has a single exon. The record is from RefSeq and is a predicted model, not a curated record. Lineage: Eukaryota; Fungi; Ascomycota; Sordariomycetes; Hypocreales; Nectriaceae.
AUGAACACGCCCAGCGCGGAUAUUAUGUCCUCGCCAGAUCCACUAAAUGAUACCGUUGAGCAGCCGCCUCGGAGUCAAAGCAAGACUCUAAGUGCUAUGCCUCCUUCAACCACGCGCAGAAUAGUACGAAGCAGUCAACGAUCCAGUCGAUUUUCAUCCGGAGGAUUAGGAACGUCGCCCAGGAAGCAGACUUUUGAACUCGAAGUUGGAGAUAAUCAGGCGCCCCAAAAAUUACUAGUUACGGUCGAGACGGAAGAACCAGUUGUGACGGCAGCACCGAGCAGCGCGCGUCGAAAACUAUUUCAAGAUAGUCCUUACUUGCCGGUGGCGCGACGGAGAGAAAUGGCGACCACUACGACCGUUCCGUUAAAACAAACGAUUGAGGACCAGGUGCAAGAUCCUGACGCGACUCCAAGAAAACGAGGUCGCCCGAGAAAAAACAAUGGUACACCUUUACCGAGCGCAGGAACAAAAAGAAAGGGAACACCAAUAGCAGGAAGCCCGCGACGGCGGGCACGUAUAUCACAAGAUACGGAUACGGCAGAGAAGGAGAAUACUCCACAGCCUACAACAGGCAAGAAACGACGAGGCCGACCCCCGAAGAAUCGAUCCAUUGAGCCGCCUAGCGAUGUAGGGAAGGAAAUAGAGGAGGCGACUUCAGAUCUGAAAAGCGCCCAACAAGACGUCCCUGUCGACGAUAUCACAUUCGCCAGCGAUGGAUUCGAUCUUCCUCCGAUGCGCGCCGACGACUCUCAAGCCGAUAACGACGUGACAUUGGUAAUCACACCUUCAGAAGCCGAGGCAAAUCAAUUGCGCGCAAACCGGACCACGAACAAUAGCGCGGCUGCCCAAACUUCAGAACCCGACUCGGAUAUCUGGAUGGCGACAUUGGACGAUGAACCAACUCCAAGACCCGCAAGUCGCGCAACACAAGCUGUGCCCGUUCCUUCGAGCCCAGAGCAUGGCCGAGAUGGCGAAUCAUCGGAUUUUGGAGAUUAUGGAUACGGACCUGCCGGGAGCGACGUUUCUUCUGCAGACGAGCCUCAAAGCGACACUCGACCUGGACCCGAAGAUACCGUUGCAGCAGGCGAAGACUUUAGUAUGAUUUUUAUGGACUCGCUCCCAUCGUUACAGGCGAGCUUGCGCAGUUCAAUGCAGGAACAUACCGAGAACGAUAUAGGCGAAGAGACGAGCAUGAUUAUUAACAAUACUUUGGAAUCGCUACGGCAGUCAUUACAGGAUCGCGAUAGGCCACAAACGAAUGAAGAAACUGCCAAGCAAGGGGAUAAGAACGAAGCACCCAAAGAAACCGCACCGGCAAAAUCCCAACAGGAUCUUCGACAAUCUACCAUUCGCCCACCCCUAACAUUCUCACCUAACCGUAACCUAUCUUCAAGGUGGCUUCAAAGCCCUCGGAGACCAGGCUCUUCCCCUUUGCGACACCAAGUGCUACUAAAGUCGAACGCGCCCGACGUCCCUGAAACCACUGGAUACCGUGGAUCUCCUCUCGCAUCCCACCGAUAUGACGCAUCUCACCUCGAAAACGAAGACUCAAACGCUUAUGACGAUUCUUUCUCAGAAAUCCCUGAUGCUGUACUGGAAGCAGCUACACCCCGCCGUCCCCGAGCGACUGCUAAGAAGGUAUCACUUGAGAAAGAGGAUAUUCAAAUGGAAGACGCACAACUUAUCGAGCUCGAAGAUGAGCCUGAGGAACCAGAAGUUCAAGAAGAGCAAGACCGAGGAGUUGAGGAACCAGAGGUUGAAGAGGAACAACGAAACGAGGCCAAUCCGACAGCAGCCUCUAAUGUAAGCGCCGUCUCUCGUUCUGAUGCAGGGCGUCUUCCUACCCCUGACGACACGCCUCCGAACAUUGGAAUUGAAAGUGACAACAAUCAGAAGUCAGCAACUGCCUCACGGAACUCUACCAGAUCAGUCUCAUCCAGGGGUUCUUCGCCGAGAAAUCGCACAACUAAACCUAUAAGCCAAGUUCAAGCGCCCCCGGAAAUUGUGCAUGAGAUCAUCGAUGAAAUCGUGGAGGAGCAGGCGGACAAGGGCGAUGAACUUCUGAUCGAUUUUGAUGCCCCUGCCCAAGAACCCGAUGACCAUUCGGAUCUGGAUGAUCAGGACCACCAAUUCUUGGAUGAGCCUGGUGAUCACUCUGAUGUGGAUGAGCAAGUGUUUGAGGAAACAGUUAUCGAUGACCCUGUCGUUGCGGAACCUGAAGUGGUACAGGAGCUACCUAAAGUUGUUGAACCACAACAUCCUCGGCUGUCUUUAGAAACUGAGAUCCAGCAGCCAGAGGUGACACCAAUGAAUCAGCUCACGUCGCCUGUUCAGGAACCUCAAUCUCAACCCGAGAUGGUGUCUGAGAGGGCCAGGCGCCCUACGCUGUCUCCUAUUGUUAGAGCAGGACGUGCUUUACAAAGCGUGACGUCGGAUCCUCCAUCACCUGAGGCCCGUGACCAACAUUUGCGCAGUCCCUUCAGGAGCUCAGCUAGCAGGGAAUUGGGACCAAGGGAGUCUCAAAGCAUGCGACGUCCGAGUGCUAGUCCCGGGAAGUCUCGUGCUUUCCCCGAGGUUGGCCAAAUUCCUCAGGGCGACGAGGCAUAUGAAGAUCCAUUUGGGACCAAUAGCAGACACACAGGACAGCAGAGUUUUAUGGAAGCUCUCGAGAGGAGCAGUCGCACUUCCUCGCCACGUCAUAGACGGACUGCAUCUAGAGAUUCUGCCGCCAGCUCGACGCGUUUCCAGGCCCCUAGUGAGGGUGGCAUGAGCUGGGUGCAGAACGAAGGCCCCAUUAGCCCCAGCCUUCGUGGAGAUGUGCCUCUUGAUGCCUUCGCGCGAACAACAAGACGUGAGGCCCCACCAAUUUCCCAUGGCCAGAUAGACGGGGUAGUGGACGUCCCGGAUGACGAGACUGAAGAUGCAGGCGACGAUAUGGAUUUGUGGGAGUUUGAGGCGCAAAGGUCAAGUCCUCGUGCAGCUCCUAAACCACGGGUUGAGAAAAAGCCAGAAUCACCUUACCGCAGACGGGGCAAAUUGCCCAGCCGGUGGGAGAGACCAGUUGCUCGCGAAACUCAGAGGGUCCCAAGUGAUGAGCAGCGAACGAUGAGCGAGAUUGACGAAAACGAAGGACCCAUGGAAGAAGACGUUGUGCCUGAGGCGGAUGCUAUGAAAGUUGCCCCUGCAGAACCGGCUCAACCAGAAGAGUAUUCGCUUGUUACUCAGAAGGAGGGUACUAAAGAACCCAGCCAAGCUCCUGCAACUGCAAAAGCGAAUCGAUUCGAUCUGUCGAACUUCUUCUCGUCUCCCGCAAUCAUCCCAGGAAUGUUAGAUAAGCUCUCACCUCUGAAAAGGAUGUCUGUCUUCGGGGCGCGGCCUGCUGAACCCGACCCUGAGCCUGUGAUGGAACAGACGCUACCGACAAGCUCCAUGUUUCCGCAAAUCCCCCAACAAGAGCUUGCGCCUCGAGGGCAGCCAAGGCUUGGUUUCUUCUCACCCGUCCGCCCAGCUCAACCCGCAUCGAGACGAGAACCCUCUGAACACUCCGAAGAAGAGACAUAUUCUCAGUCUAAUCAGUCGUCCCCAGCUCACCGUUCGGAGGCAUCUUCAGCACAUGAAGAGCACGACGUAUCGAUGCAGGAAAUAUCUGAACAACCAGAAGAGAGGGAACAGGAGGAUGAUACUGAGGAGGAAGAGCUAGAGGAGGAUGACGCGGAGGCGGAAGUUGAUGAUGAGAUGGAAGUUCAGCCUACUGAGCUGCCCUCAGUGCCUCGGAAAGCGAAUUUUACACCUGAACGUCGACGGCUCAAUCAGUCCUUCUUCAAGGCAUCAACUCAAAAUACUGUCCCUGAACCCGAACCUGAGCAGGAGUCUAUUCCUACUACCGGAGCACCCACUCCACCGCGGAUGCAGCUCUCUCACGCCGAUAUUCACAGAUGGACACAAGAGACAUCCAAUGCCAGUGAUGACUCUCCGGAACCAACCCCAGCUAAACCUGCUCCUCGCCCUGCUCCCCGCCCGCUUCUCCGACCAUUGCCCCCGAGAAACGCCUCUCCUACUAAAUCAAGUCUACGUUCUCCACUUAAACCUCAUACUCCUGGUCGUGUGGUCGAGUUUACGAGCAGCGUCCUCUCUCCUAUUGAGCAGGCCAAGGUCCGCCAUCAACGCCGACUCUCAAACUCUUCGGCAGGAUCGCAGGCUAGCAACGGUGCUCAACGGCCGCGUGUGAGACUACCGCCUCGCCAAACUACCAACAAAGAAAACAACACUUUUGAAAACCCUGUGUCUAAUUCGGGACUACCUAUAAAACAAACACGUCCCGAACCUCUGUCACAGACGGUCUGGACCCGAAAACAUUGGCUUCUGCUCGAUGAUCUGCUUCAAGAGCGUCGCCAAGGCCCUUUUAUCACAUAUUACGAGCGUUGCUCGGACAAGUAUCUUGGAAAGAUGGUUCGCAGCCAGGGAGAGGCCAUGACGCUGGAGCGUUGGCACCUGGACUGCGUCGAUGCCUUCAAGACCCAAGUCGGCGGCUGGGAUGAGGGGGCUCUGGCCAAGCGAUUGUUCGCCCUGAUUCUGGGCGAGCGGAGGAGAAGUCAAGAGGCUUCUUCCGGAACUGGACGAGUUAUGUUCCACUAA